Messenger RNA from Scomber japonicus (chub mackerel), 657 nucleotides. It is a transcript of the gene dusp3a, whose product is annotated as dual specificity phosphatase 3a. Bases 1 to 657 code for a protein of 218 amino acids. Gene Ontology annotation, cellular component: cytoplasm. The record is from RefSeq and is a predicted model, not a curated record. Gene Ontology annotation, molecular function: protein tyrosine/serine/threonine phosphatase activity; MAP kinase phosphatase activity. Lineage: Eukaryota; Metazoa; Chordata; Actinopteri; Scombriformes; Scombridae. Gene Ontology annotation, biological process: negative regulation of MAPK cascade; protein dephosphorylation. The transcript is spliced from 3 exons.
AUGAAGAAGCACCAGAGUCCAACCAAACAGCAGCAGCAUCAGCAUCAGCAGCAGCCACCAGCUGAUGUCCCGGCUCCAGGAGGAGAGGUGACCGUCCAACAACUCAAUGAGCUGCUGUCCAACGGUAGCGGCUUUUACAGCUUACCGACACAACACUUCAACGAGGUCUUCCCGAGAAUAUACAUCGGUAACGCGUUCGUGGCCCAGAAUGCAAUGCGUCUGCAGAAACUCGGGGUGACGCAUGUUCUCAACGUGGCCGAGGGAACCUCCUUCAUGCAUGUCAACACCAGUGUGGACUUCUACGCCGGCACGGGCAUCACGUACCACGGUAUCCAGGCCAACGACACCGAGCAGUUCAACCUCAGUGCCUUCUUUGAGGAAGGGGCUGAUUUUAUCGACAAGGCCCUUGCACACAACAACGGAAAAGGUAAGGUGUACGUACACUGCAGAGAAGGCUACAGCCGCUCCCCCACCAUGGUCGUCGCUUACCUCAUGCUGCGCCACAAAAUGGACGCCCGGGCGGCGGUGGCCACCGUGAGGCAUAAGAGGGAGAUCGGACCCAACGACGGCUUCCUUCGCCAACUGUGCCAACUAAACGAGAAGCUGGCGAAGGAGGGCAAGCUGAACGGGGAGGUGGGCAAACUAAAGACCAAAUGA